Messenger RNA from Tuber aestivum (summer truffle), 1756 nucleotides. Lineage: Eukaryota; Fungi; Ascomycota; Pezizomycetes; Pezizales; Tuberaceae. The record is from the annotation of a GenBank genome assembly.
UGUGUCCAUCAUUGUUACCAGAACCUCGCGGGUUUACUAACAUUGCCCAGAAAGACGCAGAUCGCACUCGAAUACGUUUAUCAGCGGGCAAGCGAGAGCGAUUGUCAACUUCUUUGGGUGCAUGGGAGCGGGGUACAAAAAUUCAGCGAGGGUUUCAGAGCCAUUGCGCAGCAUGUUCGAAUUCCCCUAGCCAGCGCCGAGAUGGACGAAGAGGGAUUCCUACAAAAUAUAAAGAGGUGGUUUGAAGGUCCAGAUAAGAGCGAUUGGAUACUGGUCAUUGACAACGCCGAUAACGAGGAGGACUUUAUCGGCAAUAGCGGUCGCAUCUCCAAAUUCGUACCGCAAGGCGCUAGGGGUACUCUAAUAUUCACCACCAGAUCUCUCCAAGUCGCGUCAUGGCAGGGAUGCCAUAGGAUCGAUGUUGGCAAAAUGGAGGGGGAUGAAGCCCAAGAAUUAUUUUUGAAACGCUGGGGUAACUGGAACUGGAACGGUUCGAGAGAUGAAGAAAAAGAAGCGAUCGCCAUGAUACUAGACUCCCUACAUCACAUCCCAUUGGCUAUUGUAGGAGCGGCAGCCUUCAUGACAGUAACACAGACACCGCCAUCAACUUACUGGUCCAUUUUCCGAGCAAGUGACGAACAAGCAAAGCGGCUACUUUCACGGCCGUUUUGCGAUAUCCAACGAGAAACUGAUAUGACCGAAAGCAUCCUGGCUACGUACUUUAUCACCUUUGACCGAAUCACAGACCAGAUGCCCCGAGGGGCGGAUCUUCUGCGACUAAUCGCAUUCUUCGAUCGUCAGAACAUACCCGAAGAGCUAUUAAGCCAAUGCGGUUUGGAAGGGAUGGAUGAUCCAAUUGAGUUUCGUCAGGCAAUUGGAAAACUAUUGGGAUUUUCACUAGUCACGGCUGUCAAAUGUGAGGACAAGACAUUUUACGAACUUCAUCGCUUGGUCCAGCUUUCUCUACAAGUCUAUCUACCAACAGAGGAGUUGAAUCGAUGGAGGGCCACUGCGCUGGGAGUUGUUUCAAGGUUCUUCCCUCGGCAAUGGAUCACGUGGAGACAUGUUAGUUCUGCAUACAUUCCGCAUGUGCUUGUAGUAACCCAACAUUCAACGGAUCCCGUUUCCGAAGAGCUUUGCUUUCGCCUAGCACAGUACCUUGUGGAUAAGGGUUCCUACAAUGAUGCAGAAGUUCAAUUGCGUCGAUGUAUUGCACUUCGGGAAGAGAGGAAAGAGUAUGACUGGAAUGAGGAAGGUCCCAGCAGAGUUAUGCUCCUGGGGGGGGGUACGCAUAUAUCAAGGAAAGGCAGAUGUGGCCGAGGAGAUGCUUCGGAAUUUAUUAGAGGAUAUUGAGGAAUCAUUGGGCCUAAAUAAUCUCACCGUCCUGGAGGUCGUCAGCUACCUGGCUCUGGCUCUGGAACGGCGUGGAAAGUACGAUGAAUCCGAGACGAUGAAGCGUCGUGUACUAGAAGGGCGCGAGAAGAUUCUUGGACCAGACCACCCAAGCACCCUAACAAGUGCCGACAACCUCGCUCUUGUGCUACGAUCUCUAGGAAAGUACAGUGAAUCGGAGGCGAUGCACCGGCGCGCACUCGAGGGGUACGAGAACAUUCUUGGAUUAGACCACCCAGACACCUUAAUAAGUGCCGGCAACCUGGCUAGUGUGCUACAAUCCCAAGGAAAGUACGAUGAAUCGGAGGCGAUGAAUCGGCGCGCACUGGAGGGGCGUAAGAAGAUUCUUGGACCAGACCACCCA